Molecule: messenger RNA, 597 nt
Organism: Hyaloperonospora brassicae
Lineage: Eukaryota; Oomycota; Peronosporomycetes; Peronosporales; Peronosporaceae
Source: the annotation of a GenBank genome assembly
AUGGAUAUCACCGUGCACGUCGAAGUGCAGUACCACGCCCCGGCGAGUGCCGUCACGCGGGACGUGCUCGAGAUGUUCCGGUCCACCACGUGGGUGCGCUUCAUGAUGCGGUACGUGUCCCCGCGUCUCAAGAGCUCGUCGCCUGCGGACCAGUCCAUCUUGGACGAACUCGAGAGCCAAGAGACGGCCGAGAUGCACGAGGGCGACGAGUGCGUCAUCUGCAUGAGCGAGAGCCCGUGCGACGGGCACGUGCGGCUGCCGUGUGGCCACUCGUUCCACUACCCGUGCAUCUCGUCGUGGCUGCAGACCCAGAGCACGUGUCCCGUGUGUCGGUUCCAGUUCCCCAAAGCGUUCACGGGCAAAUACGCCGUGCAGAAGCUCAAGUCGGCUAUGGUGCUCUCUGACGAGCAGACCAAGAUGCCCCGCGCCGAGCUGCUGGCCCUCGACAUUGGCAAACAAGUCGUGCGGGCGGUCGUGAGCGUCACGCUCGUGAAAGUCGCGGCCGAGGCCGACGACGAGCAGUUUCCGUGCGAACUCAGUGCGUGGAUGCUCGACCCGUCGGCAGGGGAGACGUUCUCCGAGCUCGACUGCAAGUGA